Cryptomeria japonica (Japanese cedar) is the source of this 2040-nucleotide messenger RNA. Its product is annotated as pyruvate dehydrogenase E1 component subunit beta. Gene Ontology annotation, biological process: pyruvate decarboxylation to acetyl-CoA. The record is from RefSeq and is a predicted model, not a curated record. NCBI's taxonomy places the organism in Eukaryota, Viridiplantae, Streptophyta, Pinopsida, Cupressales, Cupressaceae. Bases 403 to 1635 code for a protein of 410 amino acids. Gene Ontology annotation, molecular function: pyruvate dehydrogenase (acetyl-transferring) activity. The transcript is spliced from 4 exons.
GAGCCUCCAUUUAGGGAAGAGUUUGGUGGGGGUCGAUGAGAGUGCAGGCCAAAAAUUUAAACCAAGCAUUAUACUACCCAUGUCUACCCAUGUCUGUCAACUUAUUCAAAGCAAAUGCCAGCAGAAUUUAUAGGAAAAAAUAACACUUCGUCACAAUCAAGGAGGGAGUUUUGUGUUAUUUGCAUGUUCAUACGAAAAAAAAAAAAAGCCCCGUGGAGAAAGAGGAAGGGGAGCCUCUGUCCCUCCGCCCGAAUGCUCUGUCACUAGAGUAAUUUAAACAAGCACAAUGCAUAUAUAUUUGCGUACCCUUUUCUAAUUUUGCAGCCGGGUUGCUCGAAUAGUUAGCACUUGCAUAACACCCAUUUCAGUAUUACUGAGCUCUAGGCUUCAAUUUUGUAUGAAAUGGCAAGUUCAGCAUUAGUGCAAGGGUUUGGGGGGUUCUCAGGCCUUGUAUCGCCCUUUUCUUCAUCUUCUCCACAGAAAAGGCUGAUUAUUGGGCUCUCGAACCUGCAGUCAGAACAAAAGAAAAGUUUCAUCAGUGUCAGAUCAGAUGCAUCAGUUUCUCAUUUUUCUAAUUCGGUGAAUCGCGCUUCCAAGUUGGUCACUAAUGCUGUGGCGGUAAAAGGUGAAUCUGCUGCAAGUCCUGUGUCAUCAAAGAGUGGGCAUGAGCUACUUUUGUUUGAGGCUCUCCAUGAAGGUUUGGAUGAGGAGAUGGAGAGAGACCCUCGAGUCUGUGUCAUUGGAGAAGAUGUUGGUCAUUAUGGAGGUUCAUACAAGGUUACCAAAGGAAUGGCAACAAAAUAUGGUGAUUUGAGAGUGCUGGACACACCCAUAGCAGAAAAUUCCUUCACAGGGAUGGCCAUUGGGGCUGCUAUGACAGGUCUAAGGCCUAUAAUUGAAGGAAUGAACAUGGGUUUCCUAUUGUUGGCCUACAAUCAAAUAUCAAAUAACUGCGGCAUGCUUCAUUAUACUUCAGGGGGGCAGUUUACUAUUCCUGCAGUUAUACGAGGCCCUGGGGGCGUAGGGAGGCAGCUAGGUGCAGAACAUUCUCAGCGCUUGGAAUCUUACUUUCAGUCUGUUCCUGGGCUACAAAUGGUCGCUUGCUCAACACCAUACAAUGCGAAGGGACUAAUGAAAGCAGCAAUUAGAAGUGAGAACCCGGUUAUCUUGUUUGAGCAUGUUCUUCUCUACAACUUGAAAGAGAAGAUUCCAGAUGAAGAAUACAUAUGUUGUCUGGAAGAAGCUGAAAUGGUUCGACCGGGUGCAGAUGUAACCAUUCUUACUUACUCUAGGAUGAGAUAUCAUGUUAUGCAAGCAGCAAAGACACUAGUGAAUAAGGGUUAUGAUCCAGAAAUAAUUGACAUCCGUUCUUUGAAGCCCUUUGAUCUGUAUACUAUCGGCAAUUCAAUAAAGAAGACACACAAAGUGCUAAUUGUUGAGGAGUGCAUGCGAACUGGUGGCAUUGGAGCUAGUCUCAGGGCUGCAAUUAUUGAGAACUUCUGGGACUAUUUGGAUGCGCCCAUUAUGUGCUUAUCAUCACAGGAUGUGCCCACACCAUAUGCGGGCACAUUAGAGGAAUGGACAGUCGUGCAGCCACCCCAAAUUGUAACAGCAGUGGAGCAAAUUUGUCAGUAGGAUCUGGGCCACUUUUAAGUGUGCAAAAGAGCUUAAGAAUCAAGAAACUACUGAGCUUCCUUUCAGUGUAACAAACGGAUUUAAUUCUUCUAUCAUUUUUGCAGUCAUAUUUAUUCGGAGACAUUAUUCUGCUUUCAUUGUGUUUUUAUGUCUAUUCGGAAUAAAUUAACAGCUUAUAUAUUUUAGAAAUGAUAAACAAAAAUAGUUAAAGAGAAUGGCAGAAACUGCGAUUACGAAGAUGGUAGACAAGAAGAUUUUAAUGUUUAUACCUUUUGAAUGCCAAAGGGAAAAACAUCUCUAAUAAACAUGUCAGAAGAAUCAAAUAUUACACUUAAAUUUAUCUCUGUAAUGUUUGUGUGAUUGAUCCCUUUCACUCAAUUUGAAAGAGAAUUAUUUGUUUGUUUA